Molecule: messenger RNA, 1236 nt
Organism: Talaromyces rugulosus
Lineage: Eukaryota; Fungi; Ascomycota; Eurotiomycetes; Eurotiales; Trichocomaceae
Exons: 2
Coding region: 1-1236 (411 amino acids)
Biological process (GO): L-tyrosine catabolic process
Molecular function (GO): 4-hydroxyphenylpyruvate dioxygenase activity
Source: RefSeq, a predicted model, not a curated record
AUGGCACCAAGUGCAGCACCAAUUGCCCACUCGGAAGAGCAACUGUAUGCUUCUUCCAACAGCAUUGACGUAACAUCUAAUCAGGAUGUGUACCGGGGCUACGAUCACACUACCUGGUACGUUGGCAAUGCUAAGCAAGCAGCGUCCUGGUAUGUAACUCGCAUGGGCUUUGAAGUGGUAGCAUACCAAGGCCUAGAAACCGGUAGUCGUUGUACUACAUCCUAUGUUGUAUCCAACAACAAUGUAAGAUUCGUUCUUACUUCUGCUCUCCAAAGCAUUUCUGGAGUCGAGGAUACCGCCUCCUCCAAGGAGCGACACCUGGUCAAGGAAAUCUACGAUCACUUAGAGCGACAUGGAGAUGCAGUCAAGGAUGUUGCCUUCGAGGUUGAUGAUGUCCAUUCGUUAUUUUCUAGCGCCAUCUCGGCUGGCGCAACAGGUGUGCAAGAGCCAACGUCGAUCAGUGACCAGUCCGGAUUUGUGGUGACUGCGGUGAUCAAGACAUUUGGUGAAACUACGCAUACUUUUAUCGACCGUCGAAACUACUCUGGCUCCUUUUUCCCCGGGUUUAAAGCAGUCGAAGAGACGGAUCCCAUACAGCAAUAUCUCCCUGUAAUUGAUCUUGGGGAAAUCGAUCAUUGCGUGGGUAAUCAUGACUGGCACGACCUCGAGUCAGCCUGCAAUUUUUACGAAGAAUGCCUCGGCUUUCGUCGCUUUUGGACUGUCGAUGACAGAUCGCUUACGACGGAAUACUCAACGAUGAAUUCAAUAGUUAUGGCAUCUCCUGGAAAUGGCGUCGUCAAAAUGCCUAUGAACGAACCAGCAAUUGGCAAAAAGAAGUCUCAAAUCGAGGAGUUUGUGGAAUUUUUCAACGGAGCCGGAGUUCAACACAUUGCGCUUCAAACAACAGACAUCUUGGAAACCGUCACAAAUCUGAAGAAGCGCGGCGUGCCAUUUAUUAGCGUACCAGAUACAUAUUAUGAAGAUUUGCGCAUUCGUCUAAAUAAAGCUGGCAUGGAAAUCAACGAGAGCCUCGAGGCGUUGCAAAAGCUGUGCGUUUUAGUCGAUUUCGACGAGGGCGGCUAUCUACUUCAGAUAUUCACGAAGCCUCUUCUGGAUCGACCCACGAUUUUCCUUGAAAUUAUUCAACGAAAUAAUUUUGAUGGUUUCGGAGCGGGUAAUUUUAAGGCGUUGUUCGAGGCCGUUGAGAGAGAGCAAGAGAAGAGAGGAAAUCUAUAG